AUGUCAUCCUUUCUAUUUAAACGUGGUUUUUCUUCUUUUUUCUCCGAACGCUUUAGGCUUUCUCCAGUGCAAGAGAACCUUAACGUUAUUCGUGAAGAACUUCGGCAAAUCGGUCGUGGCUCGGUCGAAUUUAAUUCCUCUUUUUUACAAGGAAUUGGCUUGAUAACACUUCACAAUCCUGAGCGACACAAUGCUUUAAGCGGCAAAAUGAUGGCCGAAUUAGCUGAUAUAGUGGAUAAAUUAGAAAAUAUAACAAAAGACAAAACUAAUUCAAAAGAGGAAAAUGAUUUAGUAGCACUAAUAUUAUCAGGAGACGGAAAUACCUUUUGUUCUGGUUUAGAUUUAAGUGUAGCAAAAAGCCAUAUCAUGACUCCAGAAAAUGGUAAAAAAAUGAGUUCGCUUAUGCAAGAUGCACUAUUACGUUUUAGUCGUCUUCCUUUAAUUUCAAUUGCCGCGAUUGAAGGUUAUGCAUUAGGAGGAGGUGCAGAAUUAACGACAGCGUGUGAUCAUCGUUGUAUAUCAGCUACUGCUAAAAUCCGAUUUGUACAUGUGAAGAUGGCUACUACACCUGGAUGGGGUGGCGGUGGGAGGUUAAUUAAUAUAAUUGGAAAAACGAAAGCUCUAAGAGUUUUGGGUGCAAGUGAAUUAUUAACUGGACAACAAGCAUAUGAUAUAGGUUAUGCUGAUAUUAUUGCUAAAAAUGGCGAAACAAUAAACAAAUCAAAAGAAUUUCUUGAUCCAUAUGUAUAUUUCUCCCCUAAGGAAGGAGAAUUAAAUGCAGAAAGAAAAAUGAAUUCUGUGAAAGCGGUACGCGGAAUGAAAGCAAUAAUUGCUAAAGCGAAUGAUAGUGGAGCGCAAAGAAAUUAUGUACGUUUUGAACACGCUUUAUUUUGUAGUCUUUGGGGACAAGGAGAGAACCUUACUGAAUUAAAAAAAAAAUAA
Molecule: messenger RNA, 942 nt
Organism: Rhizophagus irregularis DAOM 181602=DAOM 197198
Lineage: Eukaryota; Fungi; Glomeromycota; Glomeromycetes; Glomerales; Glomeraceae
Biological process (GO): fatty acid beta-oxidation
Cellular component (GO): cytosol
Source: RefSeq, a predicted model, not a curated record